Anastrepha ludens (Mexican fruit fly) is the source of this 2362-nucleotide messenger RNA. RefSeq lists its product as uncharacterized. The record is from RefSeq and is a predicted model, not a curated record. NCBI's taxonomy places the organism in Eukaryota, Metazoa, Arthropoda, Insecta, Diptera, Tephritidae. The transcript is spliced from 5 exons. The coding region runs from base 210 to 1598 and encodes 462 amino acids.
UUUAGAUUUAGUAGUGUUCAGUGUUCAGAAGCUACAAGUACAGCGUGUUCGUUGUGUCGGAAGCGACAUUCGGAAAGUGAAAUUUUCUAUGAAAAAAACGAAACAAUUGUUACACAAAUUUGGAAGUGCGCUUCUUAGGAUAAUUCACGAGAGGUGGUGCUGUAGCAAUCUGCCUGCUUUCAUUAAUUUAGCAAUCUGAAUCAUCCAAUAUGCGCUAUCAAGAUAUUCUGCUCGGUAUUGCCGUGGCUUGCCUAAUGGGUUUCAUUUGUGCUGAUGCGAAGACUAUCUUCCGACGUGCAGAUAAGAUAUCUCACCCUUUUCAGCGUCUUAACUUGCCUCCGGAAGAAAUCGAUCCAAAUGUUGCACCGCCCGAGCCUCAAAAAAUUGAAACCCUCAAUUCUGAAGACGUUUCAGGCUUUGGAAAUGAUGAAACAACACAAUUUCCAGAUGAUAUUGUAGAUCAGGCAGAAGAAUCGGUAGCUUUGGCAAAUGAAGUUGGUGAUGAAGCAGUGAAUGAGAUAGAAGAUGCUGUUACUGCAGCGCCUAUAGAUGCUACACCGGCAGUAACAUCACCACUAGCUUCACCAGCUGUCACAUCGAGUAGUUCGGCUUCUAGCGCUACUGACGCAACUACCUUGCAGAGUCAAGAUGAUAACAAUCCAAUCAGUAAAUACUGUAAAUGUACCGACGAUCAUUGCGAUUGCUGUCGACAAUUUAAUUUGCCGCUAAUACCAGUGCGUGGUCCAGGAUGUGCAAAAAUUACAUAUUUAGGUGAUGAGCGUAUGUCGGUAUCGCUGAAGUAUGGGGACAUUACAUUGGCAACACGCACGAUUUCCGGUAAGCGCGCUAAACCAAUUUGUGUCGGCUUGCCUGGUGGCUAUUCUAAAUUCUGCGGACGCGUUUAUGGUUUGUCUAGAACUAAGAAUGACUUUAAAGCGUGCUUGGGCUUUGAGUUGAGGGCAGAGGAUGAAGUAGAGGCAGCUUUGCGGGUUUCGUGUUUUAAAUUUGGACCUGAGGGCUUGAGAGUUGCUGAUGCUGAACCGUUACCUACUGAGGGGAACAAGGAUGACGAUGACGACGACAUUUUCGGCUUUGGAGCUGGUGGUGAUGAUGAUGAUGAUGACUACGACGAUGAGACCGAGGAGGCUGACGAAGUCGAUGAUGAGGAUGAUGAAGGUGACGAAGACGAUGAAGCUGAAGAUGAUGAUGAGGUUGAAGCUGAAGCGCCCGCCGAUGCCGAUUAUGGUGGAUUCAGCUUAGCCGGCCUUCUUGAUGAAUUGGCCGAUGAUGAUGAUGAGAAACCAGGCCCAGCUGUAUCCGUUGCCCCCGCUUUACGAAGUGCUGAACACAAGGACACCGCACAGGGUAAGGAUAAUGAAGUUACCGAUUUGGCGGAAGAAAGUGGUCAAAUACCCAUCGUAUCAGCUGGAGAAAAUAGUGCUGUAAUACCCAUACCCGCAGGAGCUGACACGACGAAAGUGAAGCCUACAAAAAAAUCGAAAAAGACGCGCAAACAAAAGAAAAAGAAGGCUGUGUCGACAGGCGAAAAUGAUUUUGCCAUUGAAAUAUUGAAUGGCAUACUGGAUUUUUUUAAUUGAGCCUGCACACCAAGCUUGUAAAUACGAUUUGUUACAGCGGAUUGAUCGCGCACGCUAUGACUAAAAAUAGAAAUUAGCUUAAGUAAGGACGAAUACUGAAACAAAUUAUUUAUUAUUUAUUAAUUCUAACUUAUUUAGCGUAAUAAAAAUAUAUAUAGUAGGUAAUUUGAUUCAUAAGUGAAAAAUGGAAAAUUAUUCCAAGAAAAACGAUAUCCAAUUUUUAUGAGACAGUUCUUGACCGACUUUUCUAAACAGAAACAGUCGUUUUUCGGUUGAAUCAUGUUUAAAUGAUGUGAAAAAACGCGGAAGUUUCACUAUCAGCUACUUUAGAUACGGUGAAAUUUGUUUAUUUGUGCGAAGAAAUGUUUCUAUGUAUAUAUCUAUAGCAUUUUAAAAUAUAAAAAUAACUAAUCAAUCUAGUGAACAUUCUAUAGUCCGUCGUAGUCACCCAUAUUCUGGUAUAUAUAUUAUGUAAUUAUUUUUGAUUUCGUCGUAAGCUGUUCUAAGCCAAAAACAUAUAAUUACUUAAUUAAUAACAACUGUACGCUUCGAAGUUUAUAUGAUAUAUAAAUAACAUUAUUUGUACCAUAUCUUUUUAGUAAUUUAAAAUAAUGCACUAAAUUUUUUUCCAUUCUUUAGUAGUGAGGGGAAACUACCGAAAAUAAAAAUUAACUUAAUUUGUGGCUCGCUAGUCCUAAAGUUACCCAUAACUGAAUUUAUCAGCUCAAAAUAAAAUUCGCAUAUAAAUUUUCUUGAUAUUUGAA